Molecule: messenger RNA, 10133 nt
Organism: Macrosteles quadrilineatus (aster leafhopper)
Lineage: Eukaryota; Metazoa; Arthropoda; Insecta; Hemiptera; Cicadellidae
Gene: PsGEF
Exons: 36
Coding region: 1-7845 (2614 amino acids)
Biological process (GO): signal transduction
Cellular component (GO): plasma membrane; nucleus
Molecular function (GO): zinc ion binding; nucleic acid binding; protein binding
Source: RefSeq, a predicted model, not a curated record
AUGACUCAAAAUUCAUUACCAAUUGAAAGGCUUAAAGGUCGUGAGAAUUUUGAUACAUGGAAGUUUGCAGUACAAGCUUACCUGGAAGAUUUGGAUUUGUGGGACUGUGUAUCUGGUGUAGAACAGGAUAAGAAAAAGGACACUAAAUGUCGAUCAAAGCUGAUCUUAUUGGUUGAUCCGGUGAAUUAUGUACAUAUUCAAAACACAACCACCGCAAAGGCAGCUUGGGACAAUUUAACGAAGGCUUUUCAAGAUGAUGGUUUAAGCAGGAGAGUUGGACUUCUCCGUAUUCUAAUAACUACAAAGCUGGAAGAUUGUAGUUCUGUUGAGGAAUACGUGAACCGCAUAGUCACAACUGCUCACAAGCUUACAAAUGUGGGUCUGCAGGUAACCGAUGAAUGGGUUGGAACAAUCUUACUAGCUGGUUUACCCAUCCGGUAUGAACCAAUGAUAAUGGGAAUUGAAUCUUCAGGCAAUAAAGUCACAGCGGAUGCAAUAAAAACAAAGUUAUUGCAAGAUGUGUCUCCGGUACAACGUGAUAUGACUUUUGCAGGAACUGAUUCUGCACUGUAUGGUUCCAGUUCAAGAGGGACAGUUCACAAAGUGUAUGAAAAGAACAGAAACACGAGUAGUUCGGACAAAAAUGUGAAGAAAGGUCCGAGAUGUUAUAGAUGCAAUGUUUACGGUCACAUCUCAAAGAACUGUACAUCUACAAGAGUAGUGAGCAAAAAUAACGUAAACUCUGGCAAAUCUAAUACGUCACUCUUUGCUGCAUUUUCAAUGCAAUCGGGCGUUAGUAAUGAGUUCUUUUUAGACAGCGGUGCAUCUUGUCAUUUAUGUGUUGAUGUUAACAUGCUUCUGAACGCAAGAAAAGGCCAAGCACUAACGAUCACCACAGCAAAUAAUGAGACAAUGGUGACUGAUACCGUCGGUGAUUUGAAGCUUCCAAUAUGUAUUUCUGGUGAGGUCUCGGAAGCAAAUCAAAACGGAAAGGCAGAGCGUCUCAACCGUUCCCUCCUAGAACGAGCAAGAUGUUUGCUGAUAGAGUCUGGGCUUCCAUCUAGUUUUUGGGCUGAAGCUGUGAAUACUGCUGCUUACCUUCUGAACAGAUCACCAUGCAGGUCCGUGGAACUAACUCCAAUACAAGUGUGGUCAGGAUCUGGUGUAAACCGAAGUAACGACGAUGUUACUGAUGUUACUGACAUGAACAUUAUUCCGGACACAACAACUCGACCGCAGCGCGUCAGAAACCUCCCAGCUGCGUUGAACGAUUAUGUUACUUAUUUCUCUGGCGAGCUAUCCGAUCCAAUAUCUCGCGAAGAAGCAUUGAAUAUGACUUGGACCGGAAGCCCGAAGGAGGGACAGAUCCUUAUCAAGGAAGGACGAACAGGUGCAAGAUAUCCUGCAGGAACGGCUCAACAAAGAGUCCUUAGAGCAAUUAAAGGACCGCUGAGUCAGUCUUGUGAAGAACAAUUGAGUUUAUCUGCGUUAUCAAGCGACUCGAUGCUAAAGUGGACGGUGCACAAGACUGGAGGUGGCUGUGGAGGUGGCGGCGGGGGCGGCAGGUCACCGUCGCAGUACGGGGGCGGCGCAGGACCUUGCUACAGCAUCAGACGAGCCGCCGCCAGGCUCUCGCGUCACCGCCCCCGAGGCAAGGAGAACUGUGAUGGCGACCAGGAGAACGACUACAGGCCUUCGCCCCGCAAGCGAGACAGUAUCUACAUGUGUCUGGACUCCAUCCCAGUGGCUCUCAGGGACGUCAGCAACUACCAGAGCGUCCCUCGGACACCUGAGAACCAGGCGAAGUCCCUGGGUAGGGCCAGCCUGGGGAGUCAGCCUAGACCUCGCCUCAAGACACCUUGUUCGUCUUGUUCGCCUCACAGGAAAGAACUGCUGAGGGAUAGACAAACAGGAGUGAAGCGUGGCAGAAGACAAACACCUUCGCAUCUGGUUGCAGGAGAUCCCGAUAGAAAGUGUAGGGCAGAAAGCUUCGUCUGCGAUAGUGUGUCUCCAGUAAGAAAAAAACAGCCUUGUUCAAACUUCAGACACCAAGACCUGGCAGCCUUCUCAGACCAGACGCCGUCGACGAGUGAGAGGUCCACCCCUGACCUGCCUCACAUAGAGUACUCCCCUUGUCCUCUCAGGACAACACAGAGUCUGGUAGCUCUCAGACAGAGGAUGACAGACACCUUCCCUUUGAUAUCACAAGGUAUAAGCUUGGACAACCCUCUGUACUACGCGCUCAAGCAGUCGCCCACCCCCAGUCCCGUGGACCUGGUGAACAAAGAAAUACCCACCUUCAAGAAGGAUGCUUCGGAAACUCCAGUCCAUACGAGAGAGUUCAUGUCGAACUUUAUCAAAAAUUUGAAUCUGGGGUCAAAUGAGUCUGACGAAAUCAAACUGCGGCCUAGGCAAUCGAUUCUUCCCUGUGAUAAGUUUCAGUCGUGUUGGCUCUCCAAGGAGAAGGCGAAGACGUGUGAGGUGUCGCCGUUGGCGAGGAAAUUAGCGUGGCUGAGACUAAACAAUGUAGAUAAAAGUGCAUCGGGGAAAAGUCCUAAGUGCGAUGACUUACUUUCUAAAGAAAACACUGUAAAUUUUUCCAUGUCGGAUUCAAUUUUUGAGAAUUAUAAUUUUUCUCAAGGACGUAGUGUUUCAUGCAACCUUAAAACGUUCGUUCAUGAACACGAGGAUUGUGAAAAGAGGAAGGACAUAUUGAAUCAAAGAGUAGGUGAUAUAGUAGUAGGUUCUAGUGUUAUAAAUAUCCUAAACACCAACCACGACAGGAAAAAGUGCGAAAACGUGUUAGCGAAUUCAUCAGAGCGACCUGAAAGUGAAGUUACAAAUUUAGAUAUAAGUAGGAAUAGUAUUAUCAAAAAUUGUGUGAAUCGGUCUAAUGAGGAACGCGAAUUGAAUGCUGUGCUGAAAAGACGCGGUGUGAUAUUUAAUGAGCGGACAUUUGUGUUGAAUACCCCACCGACGUCUGACUCCGACGAGAAAAGAACGAAAACAUCUUCUGGCUGUACGUCAAUAGACUUGGACGAACCUUCUACAUUGAAAAGACAAAAGGUCAUUCGUAGACGACGCCUGCGGAGUAUUAGUGAUGAUAAUCUCCCACUAUGUAAAAGAGUGGCUAAUAGACAUCCAAUUUCCUUUCUAACGCUCCCAAAGGGUCUACCAAGUCCUUUCGACACCAAGAGUAACCAGGGUAUAGAGGAAACUCCAAAAACCACAAGAUCGAAAUCAACGUCUCAGUUGCAGCUGACUAGUCCCAAAAAGGUAACAUUCGGUUCCCUUUACGACAUUGAAUACUCUGACAAUGGAGAUCCGAGCCUUUUGGGGUUAACACUUCCUAAAGGAAUACCAAGUCCUCCUAGUCCUAGUGAAGAAGAAAUACCCGGAGUCAGACCUCUUGAUUUAGACAUGGCGAAAGCUGGAAAUAAAAGGAAAAAUGACGUCACAACAACCGCUUCGGAUUGUUCAGAGGAAACGUGGGACUCUCACAGACAUUACUUGAAGACUCCGAAACUGUCAGAAAACUUGCUGAAUGACGGUGACGUGUCGUUUGCUGAGUCUUCAAGAACGAAAUCACCCGCUUCUUCUAAAGCCAAUGACGAAGAUGACAAUGAUGACGAUUUUUCCAGUCUUGCGUCCAGCAUAGUGACUGACAGUCCACUACGUCAGUCCCGCUCAAGAAGAUGUUUGUCCUUUGCUUCGCCCAACAAACUGACGAGGUCGAGGAAACGGAUUUUCGGCAGAGGUGAACUGGAAGUUUCGCUGAAAUGUUUGGACAACGUACUUACAAUUCACGUAAUUCGCGGUAGAAAUCUAGGACGACCAGGAGCAGAACCUUGCAAUGCUUAUGUAAAGGUCUGCCUCAUCCCCGGUAACACGGACCACCAGUUCCACCGUACCUGUGUCCGGAGAUAUUCCAACAACCCCAGGUUCGAUCACCGCUUUCUGCUGCAACUUUGUGACAACGACGCUGAUCGCAGAGUGCUCGUAUCCGCCUGGCAUCGCGACAGGGCGAGGAGGAGAAGUGAAUUCCUGGGAUGUAUGUCCUUUGCUGUCAAAAAUGUCACAAAAAAGGAGAUAAGUGGAACGUUCAGACUCUUGUCACAGCAAUGUGGCAGGACACAAAAUGUAGCCACCACAUCCACAGCUGCUGACCAUCCAGAUGUAAUGGCAAACCAGUCAGAGUCCAGCGUGGAGGAGUGUGUAAGCAUCGAGGAAUCGGAUGUCGCACCCACUCCCGACCCUGCUCAAGAGAAGCGGACAUCAAUAUCGAAGAAAGAUGUGGAUAAAACAUCAAAUGAAGACAGCAUAUUCCUUAAGCAUCUGGAGCUGGACCCGCCAGUGGAGAACGGUCAAAGCAAGGGUCAGCUGCAGGGCAGCAAGGGAGGGCGAACACCUUUCACCACGACCAAGAGGCUGUCCAGACAACCGGGGACUAGCUUCGGCUUCUCAAUAGCGUGGACGCAUCCCCCGAGAAUAGAGCGUGUGGAGGCAGGGUUACCAGCAGACCAGGCAGGGUUGAGGCCGGGGGAUUACGUUAUCUUUGUUGACAAGACCAACGUGGUAACACUGCCUGAAGAGGAGAUCCUUAAGCUUAUCAAGUCAUGUGGCAACACUUUAACGCUGGAAGUAUACAGGAAGGUUUCGGCUAACGGAACGAUUGCCCGAAGCUCGCUUGUAUCCACCGUUGGUCUGCCAGUGGCGCCUCGACAAUACACCUCCACCACAUGUUCAGCAGCCACUGGCGCCACUACGACAACCGCCUCCGUCCCUGCAGACAUCACCAAGAGAAGGCUACACCUGCCUCAAGUUACCUUUACUAGCGAGGGCAGCCCUGAGAGCUCCAGUGAGGGCCGGAGACAGGCUGUCUACCAGCUGCUACACCUAGAGCAGCAGUACACUCUGUGCCUUCAGUUCGGAAUAGCCAGGUUCCUGUUGCCCCUCUCAGAAAGGAGGGACAUCAUUACACCACAGGAUCACAGUGUACUUUUCCAAAAUGCUCAAGAGUUAUUACGACUCACUGAAGAUUUGUUAGAGAUGAUGAUUCAAGAGGAAGGUGAACACUUUGGGAUGUCAGUAGGAAGAAUAUACUUGAGAAAGAUGACGGCCAUGAUGAGUGGAUACCGACGUUACUGCUGCGGACUCAAGAAGGCGGAUUGCUUGUUAGUGGAGAAAACAAGAAACUCAGCUUUCACAAAGCUCAUCACGGAACCUCCUGUUCCUCGCAGAAGACCUGACCUCACUACUUUUGUACAUAAACCCUUAGAACAUUUUCGUGAUAUUUUAAAGCUUUUACAAACAAUACAAAACACUACUUCCUCAAAAGAUGAAGACUAUCCAGCCAUUUCACGGGUGGUUCAUGAAUUCCAGGCUGCCUACAGAGAUAUAACAGUGGAGUCUGGCCUGAUGGAACCAGAAGUGGAGGGAAGGCCUUUGUUGUCACUGCAGGAUCUAGAAAGCAGACUAGUCUUCACCAGGUGUAAGCCAUUUGUCCUGAGCUCACCUGGCCGACAGUGGAUAUUCGGGGGCGACCUGAGUCGGGUCGAGGGCCGAUCCGUCCGACCAUUCUGGGCGUUGCUCUUCACCGACCUACUACUCUUUGCCAAGGUCAGCAGAGACAGAGUUCUAUUUGUCACGGAGGAACCGCUUUCACUUCAGUUUGUCAGCCAAGCUCUUUUCUCGAUACGGAAAAAAGCGACAGAGUUCAGACUGAUCCUGAGUGCUAACCCACCUGGGACAGACAGUCCAGCAACGGGUGGUUGCGGCGGCCAUCUACCCGACCUUCCUCUCACCCGAACACCCAGAAAAGGACGAGGUCGGCGCACCAUCGCUUUGCGAGCACCCUCACCCGAACUGAAAGCUGUCUGGCAGAACCUCAUACAACGGCAAAUUAUUUACCUCAAUACAGCCAGGGGUGGUACUCCUGCUAGCAGUCCACUGGACUCCCCCGACCCUCUGACAGCUGACUCCGUAGCUACUCUGGACUCUCUGUGUCUCAAGCGCCAGGUCUCAGAAGGCCAGAAACGCACAGGAUUGGAUCAGCUGAUAGAGCAUCGCUGCCGGCAAAUGGGCAAGUCUGGCAGCAACAAAGGUAGCGCUCUACACCUGGCGCAGUGGAUGAAGGGACAGCUCGGUAGUGGCAGCACAGCAGGCCCCGCCACGCCCGACACCGAGCCUGAACCUGAGGUAUGGUCUCCUGCUACUCUCCGCCGUCGUAAAGACCAACUUGACGGACGAGGAGGGCUGAACCGCUUUGGACCGAGAAAUGAAAGUCGUUGUGAGGAUUUGGAUGUGUCCGAUUAUGAGAGAAGCACCUCCAGAUGUACGGAACACAGCACCGAUCCUGAAGACAGCCAGAACACGGUGAAGUCCACAUCGGCCAACUCAGAGCAUCCCCUCACAGUCUGCCGCCAGUGCCAUAAAACGUGCCUUGUCAGUAACAAUAACCAGGACUCGACCAAUCGUAAAGAUGUUAAUGCUAAUCGAUCCUGCGUCAACUUCACUUCCCUGGACGAUGCAGGAUGGACUCCGCUGACCAACUCCCCGACUCUGAGUCCGACAGACCCCUUCAAUCCGGUGCCACACAUCUCGGUGCUUCCUCCCAGUCCUCCCACAUCGCAGCCUAUUUCUCCUGCCAACAACAACUUUUGGGAGGACGCUGGCCUUAGCUCAGCCGUAGACAAUGGUAUAACACCAAAGGUGAUGUCGCGAGGAGGCAGUACAGAGGAGGCGGAAGAUGAUUCAGAGGGUGAUGGUGAGGGGGAAGGAGAGGGGGACGAGCCGCCCUACAGGUCGCUGUCUCCGUGCGGACUGCGACGUUAUGGCACAGUGAGCAGCCUGGAGCGACUAGAUGCUGAUGACUCGGACGGCGACGAGACUGGCAAAGAGCAAGAAGACCUUCCAGCAGAUGGAGUGGUGGGGGGACAACUAGAAUCUGUCAGUCAGUCUCUACGAGGCUGGACAAUACGAGCUGGAUACUUUGUCGCAGAGAAGAUGGCGCUAUUUGAGAGACUCGGAGAGGAUUCUCGAGCUACUUCAUUUUUCGAUAGAUAUCUUCGGUCUCUGCCAGACCAAGAUGUGUUUUCUCACGAGUUGGCAGCAACAUCAACGGCUCUGGCGGGGGAAGACGAGUGUGAAACUUCAGGUGGAACCUCAGGAGAAGACAUCUGGGGAACUCCUACCAGCGGAGACUCAGAACUCACAUCACCUACGCUCGAGCAAUGUCCUGACUGUCCUGGCCUUGGCACAGCCGCAGACGAUGCUAGGGAGGCUCUCAUGAUGGACGAGCUGCUUGGCAGUGUCACUCUCAUUCCUCUGAUGUCGUCAGUGGUGCGACGCGAGGGCUUCCCACAGCGCAGACGGCUUGAGCCGCUGCCUGAAGACGAAGAGGACACGACAGAGAGCUCUUCCUCACCUGAUGUCAGCGAAUGUACCAAAAGCUACAGCACUGACCAGGGCAACCGGUCUGAUAGCUGUGUGACGAGAGUCCGUGCCUCAACUUCGCCCUCCAGCCCUGGGUUCUUCACGAGACUGCGACUCAGACGAUCCCAUUCGGCUGAGUCACGCACCAACAAGGGUAGUAAAAUAUUACAGUUUCUUCGUAGUACCAAAAGUGAGGACAACACACCUAGUACAUCUUCAGGGAGUCGACUGAUGCGAUUAUUUAGUAAGGACUCUACUGAUGACAUUCCCACGACUAUUCCUGCACCGUUAGUGCCGCCUAAGCAAAAUGAAAAAACCCUGGAAAGAAGAUUCUGGAAGCAGAUAAGAAGAAGACGUACCACUCAUUCAGAAAGUUUAUCUCCUAAGUCAGCUUCCCUACCGGCAUCAUAGCAAAAAUAACAAUAUUUCUACCAUAAUGUGUUUCAAAUCCUAGUGGUUAUUUAAUUGUAUAUAGAAGAUGAACAUUUUUAUUGUUACUUGGGGAAAAAAGGGAAGUUUUACUACAAUCCAGUAGGCCUAUUGUUAUUGUUAUCUUUUUAUAAAAGGGUUGAUCCUAAAUAGUAAAAACACCACAUAACAGGCUUGUAUGAAAAUUGCAGGCUUGGUGUAUUGCAAGUUUAUGUAUAUAAUUCAAUCAGCAAUUUUUAUAUUUCAUCGGUUUGCCAACACCUGAAAUACACAGCAUACAAAUUUAUAGAAGAUGUGUUAAAUCUGAAUCAUAUAAUCUACUUACUAGUUUGAUAUAAAGUUUCUGUUAUCAUUGUAUAUUUAUUUCAGUGUAUAAAACAACAAUGGGUCAAGAAAAUCCUGUUUUAUCUCUCAUUAAUGUUUUUGUUCAAUCCUGAGUGUUAGGUAUAUUUAACUAUUACUGUAUAUUUAAAUUUUUAUUUAGAUAUUAUUGCUAUAUUUUGCUACAGUUAAUUCAUAAAAUAGGGUUGGUUUUUCUCUAAACUAAGAAUAAAAAGUAAAACCCCCGCUGCAGCAAACCUGCAGACUAAGCGAAUUUCCAUUUACCUGUUUGGAUUUACAAUAAAAUGUAGGUAUCCUUAAAAAUAUCACAUAUAUUCCCAAUUUAAAUUGAAUUAGUUUAAGGAGUAGGGACUUAAGUUUGCUGCAACAGGAAGGGUAAAAACGUUUUAAUUUUGUAAACUGUUAAUAGUUAUAGUAAGAAAUAAAUACUAUUUAGUAAGAAAAAAUCUUCCAAAUUUGAUCAAAAUAUGUUCAUAAACAAGAAAACUACAACAGUUUACUUAUUCUCCAUAAGAAUAACAUGGUAAUUUUAUUUUCCAUUUUUUGGAAUUUUCUCCGCAACCAUUAGGCACAAUGCUUCUGUUUACCAAAUUAUUUGCUUUUUUAAGCUCUACAAAAUGGUUUGAAAGAAACUGCAAAAUUUUAUGUUUUUGGGUCAGAAAUAGGAAAAACCAAUUUUUACCCCAUAAACAUUUUCAAUAGUUUCCAUAGUCCGAUCAUGCUGGUUCGCGAACUCGUUCGAAUAAAUGUAGGUUUACACUUUUAUGCCAAAUUUCAUCAAAAUCUGAUAAUUUUUGCUUGAGUUAUCAUGCUAACGAACACAUAUAUGUAUUUAAAUGAAUUUGAACGGAUGGAAUUUUUUACCUCUAGGGACCUCAAAACGAAAAAGUAAAUCGGUCCUGGGUCCAGAUCUUACCAUGAGUCUUAUUCCCUACCUAUAUGGGAAAUUUGCUAAAACAUACUUCAGAGCUGAAAAUGCAGUUUUAUCCCACUCAUGGUCUAAAAAUGCUUCAAUUGUAGGGGGAAAUGACCUUACAACAAUCUUUGCAUUCCUUAAAAUAUAAAAAUAAUUAUUUUUAAAAAUGAAUUUGUGUGCUUGUAAAAUUGCAGUUACUCUACGUAAUCUGUUGAAUACUUUGACUCCUUUGUAUAUCUUUUAUAAACUGUGCCAUCUGACAAAUUUGUCAUAUAGUUUGAAAGUUCUGUUUCUGCUAUUUCAUUGUUAAAACCUUCUACAUAGUUUAUUAGCUAGCCUUGUUGAUAAAAUGUAGUAUAUUGACUGUUCAAAUUCUUUGAUUCUCAGUGUUAAUGAUAACAGCAUCAUAAUGUCAGUGCUAAUAUGUCUGUUAUGUUUUCAUUAGUUCAAUCAAUUUUAGUUAGUUUUCGGUCCCAGUAUAAUGUUUCAGAAUUUAAAAGUGUUUAUUACUAUGCCAGUUAAGUAAUUUUGAUUUUGUUUGAAUGAUACUGAGGUGUUUUUAUCAAGCAUUUAGAUAAAGCAGGUAUAUUAUGGUAUAGAAUAUUCAAAAUGAAGUAUUACCACACACUAGACAGGUCGAUAAUUUUAGCAUAGAGGACUUGAUAAUCAUGUGAGCAUUUUUAGUAUAUUCUGUAUGGCACUAAUGUACGGUAAAAGCAUCAAUUAGGGAAAGCCUUAACUUGUAUUUUUAACUCUCAAUUGUUCUUUUAUCUAAUUUUAUACUUUCAGAAUCUAAAGAUGCAUAUAUGUAGGCUAUAUCUCUAAUGGUUGUGCAAAGAGUUCUCAACUUGAAGAAAUAAUUUUAUUCCUAUACAUAGUUAGGGUGCAUUUAAAUAUAUUUUGAUAAGCUUAAAUUUCCAUUAAGAAUUUGUACCUGGUUACAGAUAAUUUUCUAGAUAGCACUGUGAACUGUACAAAGCCUUGCUCUAGUUAUUAGAACUGUUUUAGUUGU